AUGGUGACAACUCUUCCCGAAUCUGUGUCAAUGUCAUUUUUCUCGUCGGGUUGCGAAUCUCCAUUAGCGACUCGUUUUCCAAUUUCUGUCUCAAAUCUCUAUGAAUUUACAGAUGAUGUCCUAAUCGAAAGUUUUGAUAAGGAGUGCACGAUGAGCGAAUCUCGACCCCUUCCACAACUUAAUGGAAUCAACAGAAUGACGAGUGUCGAAGCAUCAACGGCACGGCAUUUCGAUGAUUGCUCGGUUUUUGAAAAUAUGCAAUACCUCGGGUGCUCGAUGAUCGAAAAUCCCUCCGAUGAGGCAGAGAUGAUGAAAAUCGUGAGUCUAUUGGAUGAAAAAGCAGACACCGCCGUGCAAGUGUCACUCUCUGUGCCGAGAAGCGUCACUGGAACUGUGAGAUUAUGUGACCCAAGUGGCUCUGAACUUGGCUCAUUCCCAGUGGCCCGGAUCCGUUUCUGUGUCCGAGGACGGUUGGACAGUUCACAACGGAAUUGCUUUGCUCUUUCAUUCACUCAUCACAAUCCUGGAUCUCCCGAUGCAUCACAUCAAUGUCACGUCUUUCGAUCAUCACAACCUGAUACAGCCGGUAGAGCUCUCUAUUGUUUCUCGCAAGCUUUCACAAAUAAAGAAACGGGUGAUUCGACGCCUGGUGAUGGCUCGACAACUGAAUUCAAAUUUGAGGCUUAUUUGGAACUACGGGAAGAGGACUUGAUUGGCAAAGAGACGCAAUUCGUUCUCUGUCCCCAACAGAGCAAUACAUUCAAAUUGAGAAGAGAUCGCACAAAGAAGUUGAUUGUUCAUUUGAGACAGAUGAGCGGUCGUCCUCUUACAAUCUCAAAAUGUUUCGGGAUGUUGCUGGCGGCUGGGCGAAACUUGAGACACUCAGAUAUGCAGCUCUUGGAUAUGGAGAGUAUGGCACCGUCUCCACACGAUCCAUCUGUCUAUAUGGUUACCGCCAUUUGGGAUCCAAAAAUGCACAAUUUUGAAGUCUUGAACACGGAGACACCAAGAGAUACUCGUGUCUUCAUGACCGUUGCAGUGGAUGUGAUUGUGGCGGAAGUGAGCGAACCGGUGCGAUUCUCACUUGAGUGCAAAGCCCGAGUACAUCAUCAAUACGAGCGUUUUUGUCGAACCGCACGAAUUCCCGUCUCCGAGACAUACUAUCUUAGUUUGCAAAAAUCGACGGAGAACACAUCGAGCACGUUGGUCUUUGUGCAAAUCGAAUCUGAGACAGAUCGAGCGAGGGCAAAGAGUAAACUCGGACGAUCGCCAUCGAAAAUGCCUGCGCAAUUGCUGCAACCGGCCGGUGACGAUGAAUCGGAUAGCGAUGAACCGUUGCUUUCCGGAUCGGGCGAUGUGAAUCGAGUCGUUUCCGAGGAUGUUUUGGCUGAAUGGCAAGAAUGCAUCACUCAAUGGAAAGCCGACGAGUCUGGAGAUCGACCCGAGAAAUUGACGGCCCUUCUCGCAAAUGGAGUGCCCGAUUUGGUGAGAGGAGAAGUCUGGCAGCUUUUUGCGAAAGUACACAUGGAUCCAGAGCUAUUGAAGACCUAUCAUUUACUGCUUGUUAAGGAAUGUUCAGCCGAACAAGUGAUUAUGAGAGAUAUUCACCGAACUUUUCCAGCUCAUGAAAGAUUUAAAGCUUCUGGAGGCGAAGGUCAAGAGGCGUUAUACAAAAUCAGCAAGGCUUAUGCACUUUACGAUGAAGAGGUGUCAUACUGUCAAGGGCUUUCAUUUCUGGCCGCAAGUCUUCUUCUACAUAUGCCCGAGGAGCAAGCGUUUUGCACAUUGGUGAAAAUCAUGUUCGACUAUCAACUACGUGAUUUAUUCAAACUCGGUUUCGACUCUCUUCAUUUACGAUUUCAUCAGCUCAAUCGUUUGAUAAAGGAUUAUGAACCGGAGUUGGCGGCACAUUUGGAGGCUAUCGGUGUUGAGACGCACAUGUAUGCAAGUCAAUGGUUCCUUACCCUUUUCACAGCCAAGUUUCCUCUGCAGAUGGUUUUCUUCAUUGUCGAUCUGUUCUUGGCCGAGGGCAUGAACACGAUCUUCCACAUUUCCUUGGCACUCCUGAAGGAUGCCAAACAGGAUCUACUUCAGCUGGAUUUCGAGGGUGCACUGAAGUAUUUCCGAGUCACUUUGCCUCGACGCUAUCGCACUGAACAAAAUGCUAAAAAGCUCAUCCAGCAAGCUGUCAGUCUAAAGAUCAGCCAUAAACGCCUAUCAAAGUAUGAAAAGGAAUACAUAGCGAUUAAAGAAGAAGAACUUGAACGAGAGGAUCCAAUUAAAAGGCUAAUGAGAGAAAACAAGAAGCACUGUGAAACAAUUCUACGGCUUGAGCGAGAAAACGAUGAUUUGGCGCACGAACUGGUCACAAGCAAGAUCGAGCUGAGAAAAAAGCUGGACUUGGUGGAAGAUCAGUUGGAAACAUCAAGUAACGCGGUGGAGAGGUUAACUCGUCAAAAUGGCGAUCUCGUUGAAGAAAACAAGCACAUGCAUGAGGAAUACGAGCAGAUAAAAGAAAUGUGUCGACGAGAAGUGGAACGACUAGAAGAAGAGGCAGCUAGGACGAAGAAACUCUUACAGGAAUACAAGGAGCUCUACACAAAACUCGAUCGGCAACACGACAAACAAAAGCAAGAGUUUGCAGAGGAAAAGAAAGCAAUAGUUGCUCGGAUAUCUCAAUGCGAUGUGUGUUGGCCAAGUGUCGAGCAAUGGGAGAAAAAUCGAAGCCCUGUGCGGACACCAAACGGAGAUGCAGCUGGUGCUCUAGAGCUUUUGUCGAAAUUGGAGGAGAGUGAAGCGCAUGUGAGAGCCGUCGAACUAGAGUUGGCACAGACAAAGCUUGCCCUCGUUGAAGCCCAAUGUCGGAAUCAAGAUCUCAGCCAUCAGAUGACUACAUCUCUCCAUUCUGAAGCCACUGACACUGGGAGGAAAUGGUUCAAAAAAACGAUCACUUCAUUGAAGGAAGUCGGCACUCAACUGAAAGGACAUGAGCGGUCGAACAGCAAUGUAUCAAACAGUGAUCGGCUA
Mesorhabditis belari is the source of this 3027-nucleotide messenger RNA. The record is from the annotation of a GenBank genome assembly. NCBI's taxonomy places the organism in Eukaryota, Metazoa, Nematoda, Chromadorea, Rhabditida, Rhabditidae.